Molecule: messenger RNA, 1915 nt
Organism: Nylanderia fulva
Lineage: Eukaryota; Metazoa; Arthropoda; Insecta; Hymenoptera; Formicidae
Product: glucose dehydrogenase [FAD, quinone]
Molecular function (GO): flavin adenine dinucleotide binding; oxidoreductase activity, acting on CH-OH group of donors
Source: RefSeq, a predicted model, not a curated record
AUGAGCCUCGCAACAAUAAUCGAUGCCACUACAAAAACUGCUCCUGUUUUCUUCGGUGUUGGCAAGAUCACUAUUAUCCCAACACUGAUUACCGCGCUUGUAUACUUCAAUUACGAUCUCAUAAAUCCGGAGAAUUAUCCACGCGUGACAAAGGAAUUGAAGAAAAGUUACGAUUUUGUCGUAAUCGGUGGCGGUUCGGCCGGUAACGUGGUUGUUAAUAGGUUGACCGAAAAUCCCAAGUGGGACGUUCUGCUGCUUGAAGCUGGGGGCCACGAAACCGAAAUAACUGAUGUGCCGAUACUAUCUCUACACUUGCACAAAACUAAACUUGAUUGGCAAUAUCGCCCGCAACCGCAAGAGACGGCUUGCCAAGCUAUGGUCGAUCAUCGAUGUUGCUGGACUAGAGGCAAGGUGCUUGGUGGGUCUAGUGUUUUAAAUACGAUGUUAUACAUUCGCGGCAAUCAUCGCGAUUUUGAUCAAUGGCGCGAUUUCGGGAAUCCUGGUUGGGGUUAUGAAGAUGUUCUCCCAUAUUUCAAAAAAUCGCAGGAUCAAAGAAAUCCAUAUUUGGCACGCAAUACAAGGUAUCAUAGUACAGGAGGAUAUCUAACCGUACAGGAGAGUCCUUAUACUAGUCCAUUGGGUGUGGCGUUUCUGCAAGCUGGUGAAGAAAUGGGUUAUGAUAUUAAAGACAUCAAUGGUAAACAACAAACAGGUUUUUCGUUGCUCCAGUUUACAAUGCGUCGGAACUCCAGGUGUAGCACUGCCAAAGCAUUCAUACGACCCAUUCAGCUAAGAAAGAAUUUCCAUCUCUCUUUGUGGAGCCACGUAAUUCGAGUACUAAUAGAUCCGCAAAGCAAAAAAGCAUAUGGAGUAGAAUUCAUUAGAGACGGUCGUAAGGAGGUGGUAUUUGCAAAGAAGGAAGUGAUUCUUUCCGCUGGCGCUAUCGGUAGUCCACAUUUAUUAAUGCUUUCGGGUGUAGGACCACGUAUUCAUCUGGAGCAACUGGAAAUUCCCAUAAUUCAAAACUUGCCUGGAGUCGGACAGAAUCUGCAAGACCACAUCGCAAUAGGUGGGCUCGUUUUUCCGAUUGACUAUGAGGUCGGCAUUGUAAUGAAUCGAAUGGUAACCGCCAACUCGGCAUUGAAAUACGCCAUCACUAAAGAUGGCCCAUUGACGUCCAGUAUCGGUCUCGAAGCGGUCGGCUUUAUUUCUACCAAAUAUGCCAAUCAGACUGACGACUGGCCCGAUAUCCAGUUCAUGAUAACAUCUUCGGGGAUUAGCUCCGCUGGUAGUCAUGCAAAAGAUGCUCAUGGUUUAACUGACGAAUUUUACAAUGAAGUGUUUGGUAAAGUCAACAAUCGUGAUGUCUUUGGUGUAUUUCCAAUGAUCCUCAGGCCUAAGUCGCGUGGCUACAUGAGACUGAAAUCCAAAAAUCCCUUGGAUUAUCCUCUACUCUAUCAUAAUUAUCUCACGCACCCUGAAGAUGUGACUGUACUUCGCGAAGGUGUCAAAGCGGCAAUUGCCUUCGGCGAAACGCGCACUAUGAAGAAAUUUGGUUCCAGAUUUCAUAGCAAACCAAUACCUCAUUGCAAGAACAUUCCACUUUACACUGAUGAAUACUGGACGUGUAUUCUAAAGGUGUACACUUUAUCUAUAUAUCAUAUGAGCUGUAGUGCUAAGAUGGGCCCGGCCAGUGAUCCUAUGGCGGUCGUAGAUCCGGAACUCAAAGUUUAUGGAAUCGAGGGUCUACGGGUUAUCGACGCAUCAAUUAUGCCAACUAUUACCAGCGGCAACAUAAAUGCUCCCGUAAUCAUGAUAGGCGAAAAAGGUGCCGAUUUAAUAAAGGCAACGUGGAUAGGAAUGUCCUAUUCUAAAGGAAACAAUAUCACUGUCACUGCUUCUUAUUGAUAUAUAA